AGGGUGACCGAUGGGGUCCAGAGGACCCAGGUUCGGGGGCUGGGCUUCGAUGCCACCUGUUCUCUUGUGGUUCUGGACAGGAACUUUCAGCCGGUGUCGGUCACUCAGGAUGGUGACACACACAGGAACGUAGUGAUGUGGAUGGACCAUCGUGCUGAGAAGCAGGCCGCUUGGAUAACUAGCACCAACCACAGGGUCCUGAGCAGGGUGGGAGGGGUCAUGUCACCUGAGAUGCAGCCCCCUAAGCUUCUCUGGCUCAAAGAGAAUCUGAAGGACAGCUGUUGGGACAAAGCAGCUCACUUUUUUGAUUUGCCAGACUUCUUGUCUUGGAAGGCAACAGGUUCUUUAACAAGGUCUUUGUGUACUCUGGUGUGUAAAUGGACAUACUGUCCCUCAGAAGGAUGGGAUGCCAGUUUCUGGACUAGCAUUGGACUGGGGGACCUUCUGGAUAAUAACUUCUCCAAAAUAGGCAGCGCGACCUGUUCACCAGGAAGUCCUCUUGGAGAAGGUCUGACUGUGGAGGCUGCAGCAGAUCUUGGUUUGAACCCUGGAACUGCAGUCGGUGCUUCUCUCAUUGAUGCACAUGCUGGAGGCCUAGGUGUGAUAGGAGCUGACGUGCACGGCUUUGACCUGCCCUGUGAGCUGCAGCCCCUCACAUCCCGCCUGGUCAUGGUCUGCGGGACGUCCACGUGUCACAUGGCGAUCAGCGAGGGGCCUCUGAUGGUGCCGGGGGUGUGGGGGCCCUACCGGUCUGCCAUGGUGCCAGGCCUGUGGCUCAACGAGGGAGGACAGAGCGCCACAGGAAUGCUGAUUGAGCACGUUGUGAAGGGCCACGCCGCCUACAGCCGGCUCCAGGCGCUAACACAGCCCAGAGCUUCUGCUCCCGGGGAGAACAUCUACUCAUACCUGAACAGACAUUUGAGUCUGAUGGCUCUCUCAGGUUCUGCUGUGGACCUGCUGGGAUCCAGCCUUCAUGUGUGGCCAGAUUUCCACGGGAACAGGUCGCCACUCGCUGACCCAACUUUGAAAGGCAUGGUGGUGGGGCUGUCUCUCUCCCAGACCUUGGAUGACUUGGCCCUGCUUUAUCUAGCUACCAUUCAAGCCAUCGCUCUUGGAACACUUCAUAUUUUGGAGGCCAUGAAAGCAGCAGGACAUGACAUCAGCACCCUCUUCCUGUGUGGCGGGCUGAGCAAAAACCCCCUGUUUGUGCAGAUCCAGGCCAAUGCUGCAGGACUGCCCGCGGUGCUGCCACAUCAGACGGACGCUGUUUUAGUCGGAGCAGCGGUGCUCGGAGCGUGUGCCUCACAGGAGUAUGGCUCAGUACAGGAGGCGAUGAAGAAAAUGGCUAAAGUGGGGAGAGUUGUUCAGCCGGAGCGCGACCUGAAGAGCUUCUAUUCCAGAAAGUACCAAGUGUUCCUGCAGAUGUUCGCCCACCAGAGGGAGUACCAGGCCCUGAUGCUGCCCAGAUGACAGACCUGCUGGAAGAGGCAGAGCUCUGAUUGUUCUCUUAACAAGAACAAUUUCACACUUUUCUUUAGUUCAGUCUCACAAAGGAAACCACUUCCUGACGUUGAGCAUUUGUCGUGAGGUUUGUUUUCCUGAAAGUUUGCUCAGUGACAAAGACACAGGAAGUCAAACAACAAGAAGUUUCAUGACAAACGUUUUCAGGUCCACUGCUGACGUCGUGCCUAAGAACAUGAACAAACAUCAGUCAUCUUCAAAAUGCAUUCCUAAUAAAUCUGU
Nematolebias whitei (Rio pearlfish) is the source of this 1743-nucleotide messenger RNA. RefSeq names its product FGGY carbohydrate kinase domain containing (gene fggy). NCBI's taxonomy places the organism in Eukaryota, Metazoa, Chordata, Actinopteri, Cyprinodontiformes, Rivulidae. The transcript is spliced from 14 exons. Gene Ontology annotation, molecular function: phosphotransferase activity, alcohol group as acceptor; kinase activity. The record is from RefSeq and is a predicted model, not a curated record. The coding region runs from base 136 to 1470 and encodes 444 amino acids. Gene Ontology annotation, biological process: carbohydrate metabolic process.